GGGCGGAGAAAGGGCGGAGAGUGAGUGCGAGCCGAGCACAGAGGGAGAGACUGAGCCAGCCCAAAAAUGUUCAGCUUUUUCCGGCGCACGCUGGGCCGCCGGUCCAUGCGCCGGCAUGCUGACAAGGAACGUUUGCGUGACGCUCAGAGGGCAACUACCCACAUCCCUGCAGCUGGAGACGCAAAGUCGAUUAUCACUUGCCGAGUUUCACUGCUUGAUGGGAGUGAUGUCAGUGUGGAUCUGCCAAAAAAGGCGAAAGGGCAGGAGCUGUUUGAUCAGAUCAUGUACCACUUGGACCUGAUCGAGAAGGACUACUUCGGCCUGCAGUUCAUGGAUUCCGCGCAAGUGCCUCAUUGGUUGGAUCACACCAAGAGCAUCAAAAAACAAGUAAAAAUUGGAUCCCCUUAUUGCCUUCACCUCAGAGUAAAAUUCUACUCCUCCGAACCCAAUAACCUUCGGGAAGAACUCACCCGAUACCUCUUUGUUCUACAACUGAAACAAGACAUUCUGAGUGGAAAGUUAGAAUGUCCGUUUGACACUGCGGUGCAGCUGGCAGCCUAUACUUUGCAAGGUGAGCUUGGCGAUUACGACCCUACAGAGCAUAUUCCAGAGCUGGUCUCAGAGUUCCGGUAUGUGCCGACGCAGACUGAAGAUAUGGAACUUGCAGUGUUUGAAAAGUGGAAAGAAUUCCGGGGACAGACUCCCGGAGAAGCCGAGACAAAUUAUUUGAACAAAGCGAAGUGGUUGGAGAUGUAUGGAGUGGACAUGCACAUUGUGAAGGCCAGAGAUGGGAACGAUUACCAGCUUGGGCUGACACCAACUGGGGUUCUGGUUUUUGAAGGUGAAACAAAGAUCGGAUUAUUUUUCUGGCCCAAAAUCACCAGGCUGGAUUUUAAGAAAAGCAAACUGACGCUGGUUGUAGUGGAAGAUGACGAACAGGGGAAGGAGCAGGAACACACAUUUGUAUUUAAGAUGGAUCACCCUCGUGCAUGCAAGCACCUAUGGAAGUGCGCCAUAGAACAUCACGCCUUUUUCCGUCUCCGUGGCCCAGUUCAUAAAAGCUCCAGUCGCUCUGGGUUUAUCCGGUUUGGAUCACGUUUUAGAUACAGUGGGAAGACUGAAUAUCAAACCACAAAGUCCAGUAAACCGAGACGGUCAUCUACAUUUGAACGUAGACCAAGUAAACGCUACUCACGGCGAACACUGCAGAUGCAGACGAGAGCGCAGGCCGCAAAACUCGAACAGCCACAUACCCGUAGCGAUCCUGCAUCCCAAACCAAUGGAUCUCAGCAAGUUUGGACAGGGAAGCCAACCCUUCCUGUCGUCAGCAAUAUACCUUCAGGGCCAGUGUUGGUGGAAAUCGAGAACCUUCCCAGGAGCCCCGGAGCUGGCCAGGGAGAGAAGAAAUGCUUUAUCGGGUUACUGGAUAGCCAGGACUUGCUGGAAAGCGGCCUUGAUGAAGUGUUGGCCCUGCAGGUCCCUACUGGCUACGUUCCAGGUUUGGAUGCCACUGGUUUGGGAUUCUCCAACCCUUGCCUGGAGGAGGUGAAGACUGAGUUUGCGGAUUCCCCAUCAGUGUUUGACGGCAUAGCAGUAAAACUGAAUAAUCUGGAAGCCAAUGGAGCGUCAGUGUGUCCGGUACGGGCAAAUAUGAACAUCAGUGUGAACAAGCAGGAUGGUGCUGAAAAGCUGACCGAGAAAUGUCUGAAUAAUGCUAGAGAGAGCGCGCAGACAUCACCGGCCUGGAUCACAGCCGACAUAAAGAGCAAUAUAUUAAAGGCCCAGCUGGAAGCUGGACAGCACAAGAUCACAAAGGAUGAGCUGGUGACUGUUGACAAGAACUGCGUUGGAGACGAUCAUCUGACCAGGAACGUAACUGUGAAAAUGAAUAACCUCUCAUUAACAAACUUAAACCAGGAAUGUGCCGAGUCGGGGGAGUCUCCAGGUUCAUGUUCUUUCCUCAUUCCAGAGAAAGAUGUCCCCAGAUUCGAAAGCCCUGUGAUUCCGUCCGUCUCUGUUGCAGUAGAGGAGGCUUCGGGGAUUAAGAGCGCCACGGACGAUCUUGACGUUCUCCUAGCCUCACUCACAGAGAAUCUUAUUGACCUUUCAGACAAACCUCCACAGGUGCCCUCAUACACCACAAUUACUCCACGUUGGAUUGUACCAACUUCCACCACAUCCAAUGGACACCUGACUGGGGACACAAACCUGCCUGUUAAAGCAAUAAGCCCCUCUGGAGACACUUUCUCUACCACUGUAGACGCUGUCGAUCCCCCACACCCUGCUGAGGCCAACACAAGCACUGUGAUUUGUGAAGAGCUGAUCAGGCCGAAAUGUCUGCUCACCACCGAACUGUGAAACUGCUUCUGCCUUCCUGGGAAUCACUGGACUCCACUAAAUAAUGGGAUCCUGGGAGCGAGGUUGGAUUGCUCUUAGCCGGUCCUGUUGGUAACAGGACUGACUGUAUUAGUAGGUUCACGAUUAUAUUUUCUACACUGGAAGAUUUUUCUUUUCUACUGAUACCUGAACUGUGAUGGUUUUAACGGGACAGACACAUCCCAAAACAUUCCAUGUUUAUCUAAAAGACAAUUACAGUGUGACUCCUUAGCUAAACGACUGCCUUAAACAUUACUAAAUUAUUGUACCAUCAUCCGUCAGAUUUUAUAGUGUAAUUAUAGGAUUUAGUACAGUUAAUGUUUAACAGAUGACAACAAGGAUUUUACUCCUAUGGCUGCAGUUAACUGCUUACAACUGUCCUGUGCUGGCAAAUCUUUCUCCUUAAAGGUGAUACUGUUUAAUAAUUGCUGUGUAAACCUCGUAAUGUUUCUGGUCUGAUCCCUUUAAAUACAAAUGGAAGAUUCUUCCCCAAAAAUAUGAGAGAACACUUUCUGCAGCCAUCAUUUUAAAAACAUUGGAAGUUUCAAAUGUUCCUUUUGUUAGUUAAAAAGUGGAGUUUUAAAAAUGUUUCAAUAUUGAUUGUAUCCUUGGCAGCUAAUACCAUGGGCAGGAUUCUGUAUCGAGGCCUCUGCAGGGAUCACAGGUAGAGCCAGCCCUGUAAUAAUUUGUACAAUUUCCAUUUCUCACUGCCAUUUCCAGCAGCUGAGCCGCGUAGCACAGGACUGGCUGCUGCUGGAAGUGCGAGGUUAGUGUGUGGUUGUGUCCCAGCUGAUUUGGAGUAAUUUUAAUAAAUAAUCGGUCUCUUGGGUCCAGUUUCUCAUAGCUGCCAUGUUCUCCUUUGGCAGCUGCUAUAUGUACCACUACCUCUUAUCUCCUGUACUCUUAUAUAGGUGUCUCAGUACAGUGUGCAUUGUACGGGCUGCGGUACGAAGGAUACAUAGGGUGGGUUAAGGUUUUUAAAAUAUUCCAGCUCUGAGAGACCUAGAAGUCACGCGGGUGACAUUUUUAAUGUGUUCCCUUACAGCCAUGUGUUUUAAUAUGGGUAUUGAAUGUGACUACACAGCUGCAGUAACUCAGGUAGGGCGAUGGAGAUCGUGGUUAGGGACAGAAUUCCCCAAAUCCUCCUAACUUAACUUGCGCCAUGCUUCCGCCUACACCGCUAGUAGAACAGGGUUUCAUUAACUAGUUCUGCCAGGGUGUAUCGGUCAGUUCCUGCCAGUUACUGACAAGUAAAUGAAAUGACAGAGUACCAAUUUUAAGACUGCACAAUCUACUGUAACAAAUUGCCUGUUUAUACUGCAAUGGUUGAUUUACGUCAAUUACCAUGCAGUGUGAAUAACAUACUGCCUAGGGAUGCACCAGACACUUUGUAUCUGCUGUGUUCACCACAGUACUAGGGAGCAUUGCAGCCCCCCAUCACUCCUGUCACUGUUAAAGGUCAGCCCCCCUACCACCAGGGAUCUCAUAGCCAAACCAACCUUCACAAUGCACAUAAACUGUUAAUAUGACUUGAAAAGGAGGUUUUGGGUCUAAAUUCCAAUGAAUUUUGGGGUGUAAAAAUGUAAGUCUCUUGCGUUGGAGUUGAACUGCAACUCUCCUAACCAGCAGUUGGGGUGGUGGGUUUCUAUUGAACACCCCUGAAUACGUUUAGUUGGUUUUACAGGAGGCAGUUUGUCGCGUAUUUCGUACUUCUGAAUAGGGGGCUCUACCGUUACUGAUUCACGGAAAGCAAACACAGCAGGAGAAAGCUAGAAGCAUACAACAGUACUUAUCUACAAAAUGUGGAGUUCUGGAAAAUUUGGCAGGGUCCUGUAGCUUUUAGAUGAGACUAGCCAGGCAAAAAAAAGCUAAAUUGGGGAAGUUUUUGAAUUGAAUAAUUCCUUGGUAAAUUCCUCAUAACUCUUGCGGUGGUGAAUGAACGAAGUGGUAAUGCCCACAACAAACCAUGAGGUCUUCAAAUGUCUGGGUUACCCCCUAAACGGAACUUCUGGGAAAUCAAAACUCAUUUAAAGAGACUUUUACAUUGUAGGACAAAUGGCUACAUUGGAGCAAUUCUCACAAUUCCAUGGCUUCUGCUCAGCUACUUUUAGCCUAAAAUUCUACACGAAUUUCCUACAAUUCCCUUUUUAGUGAGUUUUACUCUACGAUACCAGCACUGCAGAUUCACUGCCUCCAGAAUUCUUCCAUGAUGAUGUGUUUUUAUCUAAUAAUACACCACUGUUCCCUCUACACUAAUAUUGUUUAACCUCAGAACCUGUUUGUAUUUAAAGACACAGGUUGUACAAUGUAUCCUUAAAUCUGAAUAUAUAUAAUAUAUAUUUUAGCUCUUUUUUACUUGUGUAACACUAAACGCUGGAUUUCUUGUAUUUGCUAUGUAAAGCAUUGCUGUAGAUGAAAUGUAAGUUAUUUUUUAUUGCGUACACGAUUAGCCGCACUGAGAUUUUUUGCUUUGUACACACUGUGAAUUAAUUCCUGCUCUGAAAUACAUAAAGAAACCACUUA
Pelobates fuscus (common spadefoot toad) is the source of this 4899-nucleotide messenger RNA. RefSeq names its product erythrocyte membrane protein band 4.1 like 5 (gene EPB41L5). Bases 67 to 2358 code for a protein of 763 amino acids. Gene Ontology annotation, cellular component: cytoskeleton. Gene Ontology annotation, molecular function: cytoskeletal protein binding. The transcript is spliced from 26 exons. The record is from RefSeq and is a predicted model, not a curated record. NCBI's taxonomy places the organism in Eukaryota, Metazoa, Chordata, Amphibia, Anura, Pelobatidae.